AUGGAAGUACGGGACAUGACGGACGCGGCAGACGGCAUGGAAGUACGGGACACGGCGGACGCAGCUCCCUCCAAAAAGACGUUCAUGGGUAAAAUCUUCAAAGUUCGGAAGCGGAGAGAGAAGCUGUUUGUGCAGGUCUGCUUCGUCUGCAGCGUCCUGUUUGUGGCAUGGUCCAUGUCUGUGGUGCUGAGCAAGACAGUCACGUUUCCUUGGGAGACUGAUAGCGGUGCAUGGCCAUGUGUGGAUGCCGCAGUGUGUGCCGAUGGACUGGGCACGUUUUUUGAUUCCGGAGCCAACGAGAGGGAGCUCCGUGGGGCGGCAGGGAAGGGACGCGGCCGGGGAUAG
Messenger RNA from Knipowitschia caucasica, 345 nucleotides. The record is from the annotation of a GenBank genome assembly. NCBI's taxonomy places the organism in Eukaryota, Metazoa, Chordata, Actinopteri, Gobiiformes, Gobiidae.